AUGUAUGGGAGUCGUGUCUCGUGGAUCCGCCGAAAGGACCUGCAGCUGCUGUCGGUCGGCGAGAGCAUGUACACCAACGACCACCGCCUCUUCGUCUCCCACUCGCGACACUCCCACAGCAAGGACUCCAGACACUCACAGAUGUGGUUCCUCCACAUGAUGAACGUGACGAAAGGGGACGAGGGGGAGUACGAGUGCCAGGUUUCGACGCAUCCACACUUCUCCUACUACACAGUCCUCAAGGUUCAGAACGCCUACAGCCAGGUGGAGGGCCCCGGUGAGCGCGUGGUGGCUGCUGGCUCUGGUCUGCGGUUGGUCUGCGUCAUCAAGGGAGCCACGGAGCCGCCAGCCUACAUCUUUUGGUACCAGAACGAGAGGAUGGUCAACUUCGACGCCAGCAGGGGGGUCAAUGUGACUUCCGAACGGGACCGCAGCGUCCUGACCGUCGGCGCUGCCUCGGACGCCCACGCGGGGAACUACACUUGUCAGCCGUCGAACGCGUGGCCAGCGUCCGUCCUUGUGCAUGUUGUUGUUGAGACAACGGAGUCCGGCGCCUCGAAGGGCCCGAAGGUCGGCGGCAAGACCCCCGUGCAGCUGGGAGUGAAGAGCGCCUCCUCGGACGGCCCUCGGAUUCUACCUCAGACGCUGGCGCUCUUCCUGCUCGGCCUGCUCCUCGACGCCCUCACGUUCCCAAGGGUCUUCCACACUAGGUUGUAAGGCGUCGCCUGAGCUCGCCAGGUGUUGUCUACAGCCAGAUGCCUCGCCUGCGUCGGGGGGAACGGCUGCCGCUUCCGGGCGCGACCGAGGCCUGUGUCCUCCGUCAGUAGGCGAAAGGUCGUGCUCGUCUCCUCCGCCGUGAGGGC
Molecule: messenger RNA, 863 nt
Organism: Penaeus vannamei (Pacific white shrimp)
Lineage: Eukaryota; Metazoa; Arthropoda; Malacostraca; Decapoda; Penaeidae
Source: RefSeq, a predicted model, not a curated record